AUGCCAUCAUUGCAGGCUGCAAGACGAAUAACAAUAUCCACUACGAGACACGUACACAACACUACCUUCACGCCUCGAUCCGCCCUCUCAAGAUGCUAUUCCUCGACAGGAGAUUCAACGUCCAAGAAACAGCAAGAUGAAACAUUGAUUGCCACCGUCAAGCCUUCGGAAAUUCAGAAACCAACGAAGAAAACGCAAGCCGAGCUUGAUAGAGAGCUUCAGCUGAAAAUGCAGGGACUGGCUGGUGAUGGGGGAGAGUCCGGUGUUGAGUAUGAAGAUGGUCAACCGGUAUCGAUGAAGAGAAGUGUGAAGAACAAUAUGUUCCGCUAUAUUUGA
Trematosphaeria pertusa is the source of this 336-nucleotide messenger RNA. RefSeq lists its product as uncharacterized. The transcript is spliced from 2 exons. The record is from RefSeq and is a predicted model, not a curated record. The coding region runs from base 1 to 336 and encodes 111 amino acids. NCBI's taxonomy places the organism in Eukaryota, Fungi, Ascomycota, Dothideomycetes, Pleosporales, Trematosphaeriaceae.